AUGAACUCUUCGCCAUUCCAUCAUACAAAAAACCACACAACACACAAAAAGGUCAAGGGAGCCCCUGACUACGAUGACGCAGCUUACUGGGACACCAAAUUCAUAACCGGUCAAGAUGUUGGCGAAUGGCUCAAUGAGGGCGAUUUGUUGAUUGAGCGCGCUAUUGCUGAGCUCGAGACGCAAUUUCCGCUUAUUGUUGCGAACGAGAACGUGGUUAAGGAGGGUAGAAGUGCUACGCCACGCGCAUUGCAUCUGGGACCUGGCAUUUCAGCGAUUGGGAGCAAACUUUGUGAGGCUUUUGAGAAGAGGGGUUGGAAGGGAUCUGGAAUUGUUUUCGACUGGGCCGCGAACGAGAAAACCAAAAACCGAACUCAGAGAAUGUCAUGCACUGGGUUCAAGCAGAUCUAUGCUCCUGGCAAGAUGUAUCGCAACGACUUUUGCCCCUCGCCUCAUUCGAUGUGCUACUCGACAAAAGCACUAGCGACGCCAUCGCGACUUCAGUGCCACGCAUAUUCCAUCAUUCGACAAAAGCGUGCGAAGAAAUAG
Molecule: messenger RNA, 546 nt
Organism: Talaromyces amestolkiae
Lineage: Eukaryota; Fungi; Ascomycota; Eurotiomycetes; Eurotiales; Trichocomaceae
Exons: 2
Coding region: 1-546 (181 amino acids)
Source: RefSeq, a predicted model, not a curated record